This is a messenger RNA of Hemicordylus capensis (graceful crag lizard), 944 nucleotides long. RefSeq names its product LSM1 homolog, mRNA degradation associated (gene LSM1). Gene Ontology annotation, molecular function: RNA cap binding. Gene Ontology annotation, cellular component: Lsm1-7-Pat1 complex; P-body. The transcript is spliced from 4 exons. The record is from RefSeq and is a predicted model, not a curated record. Gene Ontology annotation, biological process: deadenylation-dependent decapping of nuclear-transcribed mRNA. NCBI's taxonomy places the organism in Eukaryota, Metazoa, Chordata, Lepidosauria, Squamata, Cordylidae. Bases 21 to 596 code for a protein of 191 amino acids.
CAGCCUCCCGAGGCUCCUCCAUGCGCACGAAUCCCUCGGCCGCCAGCCCCCUUGCUCCUCUGGCUCCUUCUCCCCGCCCCGCCGGAGCAUGUGCUUCCGGACCGGGCGGGGAGAGAACCGGGGGAGGUGCCGCUGCUUCCAGGGCCGAUGCUGCUGCUGUCGGCGGCGGAGCUUCCGCUGUGUCUGGGGGAAAAAUGAACUACAUGCCGGGCACCGCCAGCCUCAUCCAGGACAUUGAUAAGAAACACUUGGUCCUCCUUCGAGAUGGCAGAACACUGAUAGGAUACUUGAGAAGCAUCGACCAGUUUGCAAAUUUGGUGUUGCACCAGACAGUGGAGCGCAUUCACGUGGGCAAAAGGUAUGGCGACAUCCCACGUGGCAUCUUCGUGGUGAGAGGUGAGAACGUGGUCCUUCUGGGAGAAAUUGACCUGGAAAAGGAAAGCGACACCCCGUUGCAACAAGUGUCGAUCGAAGAGAUCCUGGAAGUGCAGCGGGUGGAGCAGCAAGCGAAGCAGGAGUCGGAGAAGCUCAAAGCGCAAGCCCUGAAGGAGCGGGGCCUCUCCAUCCCACGGGCCGAUACUUUAGACGAAUACUAGACGUUCUGUCGGGACAACGGCUACAGGGCUCCGAUUGAAAGGAUUUUGUGUUUAGAUUCUCCUGUGACCAAGAACAGUUGCUUUUUUGUUUCUGUCUUUCCACGCCCCUCACCCCCCCUCCAAGCGUAGAACACAGUUUUAAUCAUGACGCAUGGUUUUCCCUUUACCAAAUCAUUGUUCCGAAGACCUGAAAGAGAUCAGACUUCUGAAUGUAACCCAGUGUGAUGGAGUAGCUGUGGGUGCUGGCUUGGGACGCGGCCCCUUCAGCUUUUUUGUUUGUGUUUUUUGUGACUUUGCAGGAGGCGGUGGAACUCCUUGCAACAUGUAAAUAAAAGCUGACUCUGUGAA